Messenger RNA from Leptinotarsa decemlineata (Colorado potato beetle), 2048 nucleotides. RefSeq names its product phosphatidylinositol phosphatase PTPRQ. Gene Ontology annotation, biological process: protein dephosphorylation. Lineage: Eukaryota; Metazoa; Arthropoda; Insecta; Coleoptera; Chrysomelidae. The record is from RefSeq and is a predicted model, not a curated record. Gene Ontology annotation, molecular function: protein binding; protein tyrosine phosphatase activity.
UAAUAUGUUUCUUGAAUGUAUUCAGUGAACCAAUGUAUUUUUUCAGUUCCAGAUAAAAUCCGAUCUCUGACCAUUUCAAGUGUCACCAAGACUCAAGAGAAGUACGACUCGGUCGCCACAGUAAAUUUCAAACGACCUUGUUUUACUAAUGGUCCUUUGCAAAAAAUUAAAAUAUUCUACACUGGGGUGAGGGCUACUUUUGAUGAAAUCAUCAUAGAAGACUCCAUCUCUUUUACCGAAAAUCCAAAUGUGGAAUAUCUAUUCGCUUUGGCACCUGAGUACAGUUAUUUGGGCGGUAUAACAGCUGACAAUGGAGAAUUUUCGAAUACCCAGAAGUUUGAUUUUACAGCGCCAUCAGGAGUUCCUUCGCCGUUUCCACACAAGACAGUUCAAUUGUCAGGUAUCACUCUUACAGGAGUAGAUGUUACACUUAAAAAAGAUCAAUUCAAUAACAGUAACGGAGAUAUAAAAUACAUUUCACUAAUUUUGAGUGAAGUUUCUAACAAUGGGGCCGGUACAUUCGGUUCCUGGGAUGGAGUAAAGUGGCCAGAGGUUUUCAGUGAAACAGAAUAUCAGCUGACAGAAGACUUUUGGAACCCUUUCAGAGACGCUGAUGAAGUAACCUUUAGUAUCGGAAACGCUGCCCCAGGGUGUUCCAAGUCACUAAAAUAUUGCAAUGAACCUCUGAAAGAGGACAAAGAAUAUUUCUUGAUCAUCCGAAUGUUUACCAGAAACUUCUACAAAAAUAGCCAUGCAAUUUUUUUCAGAACGGGUAAAAGCUGGACAAGUUUCAUUCUGGGAAUGAUAUUUGGGAUCCUUAUAGCCGGUAUUUUGGCGAUAACCGCAUUCUUUCUGUGGAGAAGAGGCGUUUUCAAGACCAUCAUGCAAAGUUUUCCAAGGCUCAAAAAGGUUAAACCGAAGGUUAAUUCAGGAAUUCCUUGCGGCAAAUUCUUGCAGUAUUGCAGAAAUAUGGAGUGCAAUCCACAAAAAUAUCAUGAAGAGUAUUUGCUGCUCACGGAAAAAUCAAAGGAAAUCACAGCCGAAAAAACAAUUUCCAUUGCAACUCUGUUGGAAAACAAAAGAAAGAAUCGAUACACAAAUAUAGCUCCAUAUGAUGAAACCAGAGUACUCCUUAGGAUAGACGAAGACGAUGAAAUAGGAUCUGAUUAUAUUAAUGCGUCUUUUAUCAAGGGUUAUUCCGGUAAUAUAGAAUACAUAGCAACGCAAGGACCAAUGGCUACAACUACAAGGGACUUCUGGAAAAUGGUUUUGCAAGAAAAUGUUACUUUAAUAGUUAUGGUGUCCCAAUUUGUUGAAAAUGGAAAAGAUAAAUGCCAUCGAUAUUUUCCGAAAAAUCACGAAAUCAUGAGCAUAUCCGAGGAUAUGGAAGUUAAGUGUUCUACAGAGCUACAUUUUGGUACAUACUGUGUGAGAAAUCUUCAAAUCAGAAAGGACAACUUUCAGACGAUGGUAACUCACAUGCAGUUUUUGGAUUGGCCUGAUUUUGGAGUUCCAGUUGGUACGGAAAAUGUUUUGCAAUUCUGUUAUCAGCUGCGAGAGAGAACAUCUAUUGAAGGAGGGUUAAUAAUAGUUCAUUGCAGCGCAGGAGUUGGUAGGACUGGCACACUGAUAGCCACAGACAUUCUUCUUCAGACAGCCAAUGCUGGAAAAAACAUUGAUAUAUUCAAUACGGUGCUGGAACUUCGAAAACAAAGAGUUCUGAUGGUUCAAACAGAUAAACAAUAUAUUUUUAUUCAUAACUUGCUGAAGGAGCACUUAGAUCGACCACAAACACCUGAUCUUAUAGAAAAUUCUGAACCGAUGUAUGAAAACAUGGAAAUUAUAAGGAAUUCGAGGGACAGUGAAAAUUUUGUAAAUAAAAAAGAAGAUGAGAGCGAAUUCUAGUAAAAUGGCUUUAAUUGUGAUCGUGCCAAAUUGUUGCUUCAAAUCAUUCCUUGUAAUAGGGACCAAAUAUUUUUAUAAUUCAGAAGUGAUUAAAAGAAACGUUCUGUUUAUUCCAUUAACAAAAAUGGAGAAAAUCCAGAAUA